This is a messenger RNA of Lathyrus sativus (Indian pea), 924 nucleotides long. Lineage: Eukaryota; Viridiplantae; Streptophyta; Magnoliopsida; Fabales; Fabaceae. The record is from the annotation of a GenBank genome assembly.
AUGUAUGUAGGAAAUCUUGGAUCGUUACCUCUGAUCAUAGUUCCAGCUAUUUGUAAAGGAAGAAGUCACCCUUUCGGAGAUGUGAAUGUUUGUUACCGUAAAGGACUAGCGUAUACUUCCCUAACAAUGGCGGUAGGGCACAUUUACGCUUGGUCUAUAGUGUACAACAUUCUUCGCAUAUAUUCACCUAAGACCAAUAUUAUCAAAUUUAAUGAUUCUAAAAUAAAUAUAGAAGUUAAUAAUCUAGAAAAUAUAGCAAAAUGUUCCACAAGAACAUUGACACCGAUUGAGGAAAAAUCAAUGUCUAAUGGUUACAUUGAUCAACCUGAGAUAGAAUGCAAAGUGAUUGAUGGAGAAGAAAAGGUACAAGAAAAAUUGAAGAAUAUGAAGCCACUAAAAAUAUUAUUAAGUGACAAGAUCAAUUUGAAAGAACUAUUUGCACCUGCAUUAUGGGGAGCGAUAUUUGGAGUAAUAGUUGGUAUAGUUCCUCAAUUACGAAAAGUACUAGUUGGUGAACAUGCUCCUCUCUGUUUUGUUCAAACCUCUGCAAUCAUGUUAGGGGAUGCAUGCAUUCCAUCAAUGAUCUUGUUAGUUGGUGCAAAUCUUUUAAAGGGUUUAAAGGGAUUAGGAAAGAAGAUUCCAGUUGUGGUUAGCAUAAUUGUGGUGAUAUAUAUUGCAUUACCAACAAUAGGUAUAUGCAUUGUGAAAGGUGCAGUUCAUUUCAACUUGAUAACCUCUGAUCCAUUAUAUCAAUUUGUUUUACUACUUCACUACGCUGUUCCUCCUGCAGUAUCCGCAAGUACCAUGACUCAAUUGCUUGGAGUUGGUCAAAGUGAAUGCUCACUUAUUAUGUUUGUGACUUAUUCGUCAGCUCCGAUUUUGCUUACCCUUUGGUGCACAGUCUUCAUGUGGCUUGUGUUGUAA